AUGCGCAUCUCCACCGUCCUCUCCCUGGCAGGUCUUGCCACCGCGGCCCCUGUUCCAGAAGCAGAAGCCCCAAAGUUCGGAAUUGCACCGGCUGGCCAAGGAUUCUUUGGAGCCGGUCAGGUCCGCACUCUCUGGAACCAGGGCGACCACUCCAACCUUGGGUGCCUGACCAACACCGGCCUCUGGACCACGAACGAAAGCCAAUGCGGCACGUUUGUCUCCAAGGAGCUCACAACUGGCCACAGCGUGAAGACAUUCCAACUAUUCACUUCGGCUGGACCCUGCUCCAUCUACGGCGCGAAAUUCUACUGCGACAAGAAUGCGACUCCCUUUCUCUUUGGUCUCUGGCCCUGGCCCAACUCCAUUCCCGGAGUUGACUCCCUCCGCGCAGGCCAGUACGGCCUCAUGGCAACCUUUGGCAACAACCCCCCUCUCAAAGAGGAAGGUCCCCAAGAGAUUCACUUUGUCACAUACAGGGAGACGGGCAAGUACGUCUGGCUUACCUGGGCGCCGCUGCGAGGAGGGCCGAUUUUGACUCCGGUUCCCAUUGAAUAA
Podospora anserina S mat+ is the source of this 555-nucleotide messenger RNA. RefSeq lists its product as uncharacterized. The transcript has 2 exons. The coding region runs from base 1 to 555 and encodes 184 amino acids. NCBI's taxonomy places the organism in Eukaryota, Fungi, Ascomycota, Sordariomycetes, Sordariales, Podosporaceae. The record is from RefSeq and is a predicted model, not a curated record.